This is a messenger RNA of Dendronephthya gigantea, 789 nucleotides long. RefSeq lists its product as uncharacterized. Lineage: Eukaryota; Metazoa; Cnidaria; Anthozoa; Malacalcyonacea; Nephtheidae. The transcript has 4 exons. The record is from RefSeq and is a predicted model, not a curated record. The coding region runs from base 53 to 376 and encodes 107 amino acids.
ACACACUUUUGGCUACGAAGAUUUCGUUCAUUGGGAUGAAGACGAGGAAGGAAUGUCUUUCUAUUUUCAAUAUUCAAGACCCAACAAAAAGCCGCGUUCUGUUCGAAUCAUAUCACCAUAUUUCAAGUACAUGUACGACUGUGUUAGCCGUAUUUGCGAGGAAAGAGAGCUGAAUAAAAAGGAAAACGUCGUAUUUCCCUCUGCGGAGGAAAGUGAUGAGAAAGAUGGAGAACUGUCGUCUUCAACAGAGAAAACAAAAGAUGAGGAAAUCGAAAGUGAAAAACCUCGUAAAUCUUCGAAAAAACCCAAGUCCAGGAAGGCUCCAAAAGUAAUAUCACAGGAUGAUGUGGCGAACAUCGACAAUGAUGAUUUGUAAUCAGCGUCAGUUUUUAUAACAUUCAAGUAUUAACGACUACAUGCUGUAUUUGCGAAAAUCGACGCAAUGAUCCUAGCGCGCAAAUUUGCAAAAGAGUGAACACGUCAGACACGCAAGCAGCCUUGUUUCCAAGGCAAGAGAAAUGCCCUGGGAACAAUAACAAAGAAGCACGUGGUGUACAAAUUUGUUCACAUGAAUCCAAAACUUGUCCACGUGAUUAAAGAUUUAAUCACGUGCCACGAGAAUUUCAUCAUGUGACUCACAAAUUGAUCACAUGCUUCGACUAUUAGAGUAACCGUUGCGAUAACAAUUUGAGCACAAAAUACAUUCAGGGUUCUUGAUGACCAUAUGUGUUAUUGUAGAUAUAUUAAUUGUACAGAGCAAUGUUGCUAGAUUGGUGAAUAACACAUACU